GAUGGUCCUUGCCAAAACGACGCGUACAGCCGGUUUUCGGGAUAACAAACAUCAUCAAUUAUGCUUCGCACGCAGUGUGCCUCGUGUAAUGUACAGAUCCCGUUGACGGCACCGCGCUGCGGCGUGUGUAAGACUCGCUACUGCGGACGGGACUGCCAAAAAACGCACUGGAAAGGCGGCCACAAGGAACUGUGUCCGGUGAUCAAGCGUCGCGGCGGCCCGGAAGAAAUUUACGCUGACAAUAACUACAAGGAGGCCGUCGUGGCCGCGGUCGAGAAAUGCGCGGACGCCACGAAGGGCCAGACGUGCUACAUCUGCACCGAGGCCCUCCACUGGAAAACGAAGGAAGGACUCGUGCGCGGUUGCGCGUGCCGCGGGACGGCGGGCUUCGUGCACGUGUCAUGUCUGGCGGAGCAGGCCAAGAUUUUGGUCGCGGAGGUCGAGGAGAACAAAUUGGGUGACAAGGCGUUGGAUGAGAGGUGGAUGCGGUGGUACGCGUGCAAUCAGUGCGAGCAAUGGUACCACGGCAAAGCGGGGUGCGCGCUAGGCUGGGCGUGCUGGAAGACGUACGCGGGCCGGCCGUUGGAGACCAGCACGCGUCGGGUGGAGGCGCUGAUGGUUCUCGGCAACGCCUUGUUUAUGACUGGAGGGGAACGCGGCGGGAUAGACCCUGAAUCCGCCAAGAUGGCGCUUAAGGUGUACGAGGUAGCCUUGGCCGUGCGGCUCAAACAUUAUCCGUGGGACACCGGAAACAUUAUCACGUUGAAAGGCAAUAUCGCGGGCUGCUUAAGUGAGCUCGGCAGAACCUCCGAGGCCCUAGUGGCGCGCCGCGGCAUUUUCGAUCAACUCAAACAAGUAGGUGGAGUCGCCAACCCUGACACGCUUCUAGCAGGUGCCAAUCUCACGAUUGAUAUGGUUAGGGUGCAACGUAUCGACGAGUUGGACGCUUUCUUGCGCGAAUAUGAGCUUCUGGUCACGGCUCAGUGUGUUCUCGGGCCUGAGCACGAACACACGAUCCGCCUCAGGUGGGCCCAUGCGCACGCUCUCCGCGUCGACAAGAGCACGGACGCCGUGCGUGCACACGUUGAGGCCAUGGAGGAUAUCUGUCGCACCGCGAGACGGGUGUUUGGAAACCAACACCCGCAGACACUGGGCUACGAGCAGGGCCUGGCGUUGGCGCGAAAGAUCCUCCAGAACAGGCUGGAACAUCCGUCGGAGUUUGCGUAAGAGCACUAGAUGAU
Messenger RNA from Pelagomonas calceolata, 1241 nucleotides. Lineage: Eukaryota; Pelagophyceae; Pelagomonadales; Pelagomonadaceae. The record is from the annotation of a GenBank genome assembly.